UAAAAACAAUACAGUUGUCAGAAAACUACUGUUGAUUAUUAGUAGUGUAUUCAUAUUGCAACUGAACAGCUAACAGUAACUCACAGAACCGAUGGCUACCUUCCAAAUGAGUCCCCAUACGUAUGCAGUGCCAAUGGCAUUGUUUAGAAAAAAUCGACGUAAUUUAUGUGCUGCUUUGCGAGGCCAGUCCGCGGUCGAACAGGGUACUUAUGUGCUUUUGCAGGGGGGCUCAUAUGUGAGUUUCAACGAUACCGAUACCAGUUAUAAUUUUCGACAAGAAUCCUUUUUCCAAUACCUCUUCGGCGUUAAAGAGCCCCGUUGCUUUGGUGUGCUAAAUGUCGAUUCGGGUGACUCCAUACUUUUUGUCCCACGCCAUUUGGAAGAAUAUGCAACUUGGAUGGGUCGUCUUCUUACUUUGGAGGAGUUUAAAGCUAUGUAUGAAGUGGAGAACGUGCGAUAUGUUGACGAAUUACCCAAAUUUUUUGAAAAUGCAUAUCCCAAAUUGAUUUUGACUUUGAGCGGUGUGAACAGCGAUAGUGGUCUGCGUUCCGAACCUGCAAGCUUUGAUGGCAUUGAGAAGUAUGUGGUUAACUGUGACUUAUUGCAUCCCAUUAUUUCUGAAUGUCGCGUAAUAAAAACUCCUGAGGAAAUUGAAGUUUUGCGAUACGUGGCCAAGGUGUCUUCCGAUGCCCACAUAAAAGUUAUGCAGUUUAUGGCUCCCGGCCGCAGUGAAUUUGAAGGCGAAUCGGUGUUUCUUCAUCAUUCUUAUUCUGUUGGUGGGUGUCGUCACACCUCGUAUACAUGCAUUUGUGGAAGUGGAAUUAAUUCAGCAAUUCUGCACUAUGGGCACGCAGCUGCUCCCAAUGAUAAAGUUGUAAAAAAUGGCGACAUGUGUUUGUUUGAUAUGGGGGCAAAUUAUUGUGGCUAUGCAGCUGAUAUAACAUGCUCUUUUCCGGCCAACGGUAAAUUUACUCCAGACCAGAAAUUUAUCUACAAUGCAGUUUUGGAUGCGCGCAAUGCCGUUUUGAGUGAGGCUCGCGAGGGAGUCUGUUGGGUUGAUAUGCAUCGUUUGGCAUCCCGAGUAAUGUUGCAGCGACUCAAAGAGGGUGGUAUGCUCAAGGGAGAUGUCGAUGAAAUGCUUGCUGCUGGUUUGGCGGGAAUGUUUCAACCUCAUGGCCUUGGCCAUCUUAUUGGUCUAGAUGUACAUGAUGUGGGAGGCUAUUUGCCAGACCAGCCACCUCGCCCUAAUGAACCAUGGUUAAGCAAACUGCGCUUUGCCCGUAUUCUAAAAGCAGGAAUGUAUGUGACUGUUGAACCUGGAUGCUAUUUCAUUGAAUGGUUAAUGGACAAAGUUCUGGAAGAUCCAGAUCUAAAUAAAUUCAUUGUGAAAGAUGUAUACGAACGAUUCCGUUGCUUUGGAGGCGUUCGCAUAGAGGAUGAUGUUCUUAUCACAAAAACAGGCAAUGAGAAUUUCGCCAUUGUUCCGCGUACUGUAGAGGAAAUAGAAAAGUGCAUGAUCCAAAGAAACUCCUAAUCUGAAUCGUGAACAAUUGUAAAUAAUCCAUAUUUGAUUUAUGUACCUAUUAUUAUCUUCUUUAUUUGUAAACCAAGUAUGUUUGUGUAGUAUAUUUUCGCCUGCAAACAUUGACUGAUUGGGAAAUGGGUUGUUUUGAUAAGAUUUCUUUUGUAUUUAUAAUAGUUAACAUGGUGAAUAAAACGUAUAUUUUGAUAAUAA
This is a messenger RNA of Stomoxys calcitrans (stable fly), 1735 nucleotides long. Its product is annotated as xaa-Pro dipeptidase-like. Lineage: Eukaryota; Metazoa; Arthropoda; Insecta; Diptera; Muscidae. The record is from RefSeq and is a predicted model, not a curated record. The transcript has 2 exons. Gene Ontology annotation, molecular function: metalloaminopeptidase activity; manganese ion binding. The coding region runs from base 92 to 1534 and encodes 480 amino acids.